GCUAGGACUUGCCUCAAAUUGUUAAGCUGACGUACUCCACGUAUAUUGUGUGUGCUAUUUACAUACCAUCUCCGAGUUUAUUGCCAGCAAAAAAGCCACUGUGGUGCAAGAGAAGUGCAUUUGUCGCUAUUUCCAGCUACCAACGAACAGUGGUGUGGUUCAUUUGGUUUUCCUAAGAGGACCCGGUGGCCAUCUAGCGGCUCGAUAACACGAGGGUGUGAAAAGUGAGAAUUUGGAGCACGGUCUGCACUUGCGAUUACAGAAAAGUUGAUGUGCUAGAAAGUGAAAAGUUGUUAAAAGCCUUUAAGAUUGAAACAAUAGUAGUGAAAGCUGGAGAAGAAACAUUUUUCACUGUGUAAUAUAUCCAGUCUGGAUUGAUUGAUCGAGAACAAUAUCUACAUAUCGUGUGGUAAAAAAGAAGAAAACGAAAACAGUAGUUCAAGAUUGUGAUUUUAAUAGAGUAAUCUCUUUUUACUAUAUUUUGCUUACUGUUAUUAUUUAAGUUAUACUGAAUUUCGUAAAUAAGUGGUUCCAGUAGUGUAUAAAAUAGAGGAUAUAUUGUGGUAUCAUACCAUUAGAAACAACAAGGGUUAUAUUACCGAAGGUGAUUCGUUUUGCUGAACAGUCUUCCGUUAAUUGUUAAAUUGUGUUAAUUACGUUUUUGAAAACAUUUGGGCAGAAGAAAAGUGAAAAAUUGAAUUGAACCUUUAAGCGACAAUUAAAGUUGCCAAUUUCUUACAAAAUCAGUGCCCGAGGAGUGAUAGAAAAAAAUCUGAAAAAAGGUUUUCCCAUUAUUGUUGGUGCAAAUAGAAUGGCCCCACCCAAUAAUGAGUUUACAUCUGAAGUGAUUGUGCCACGUGAAGUGAUCCAGCAGGAUGGUUUUCGCGAGGAUCAACAACAGCAGCAACCUACAAAACCAACUAUGGAUUGGGAAGCACCAGCAGCACAAGGUCUUUAUGAUCCACAAAACGAGCAUGAGGCCUGCGGUGUUGGUUUUAUCGUCUCGAUCGAAGGAAAGGCCAAUCAUAAGAUCUUACGCGAUGCCCAAACGCUGGCGAUCCGUAUGAACCAUCGCGGCGCUUGCGCCUGUGAUAACGAUACCGGUGACGGUGCCGGUGUAUGCACUUCGAUUCCGCACAACCUCUACGCCGAAGAUCUUGCAUCCCAUGGCAUCCAACUACCGGAACUAGGUCGCUACGCCACCGGCAUUUUCUACCUGGACAAGAACACCCACGAAGAGGCCAAAAAGGACUUCAAUACGUUGGCAGAGAGCUUGGGAAUACAGGUGCUCUGCUGGCGUGAUGUUCCAACCAACCAGGACGCUGUCGGUGCGGUGGCCCGCAAGAGCGAACCUCUCUCCCAGCAGGCCUUCGUUACGGCCGAUGUCGACGAGGAAACGUUCAAACGGCAGGUUUUCGUUCUGCGUAAGCGUGCAACCCACGAACUGGUGCGCCCAGGUCGUCGCUUCUACAUCUGUUCCCUGUCGACCAAGACCAUCGUCUACAAGGGGCUGUUCACGUCCGACCAGCUCUGGGAGUAUUAUCUUGAUCUCAAGAAUCCGAAAUUCUUUACCUACUUGGCGUUGGUGCACACCCGUUUCAGCACCAACACGUUCCCAUCGUGGGAACGUGCACAUCCGCUACGGGUUUUGGCGCACAACGGAGAAAUCAACACGCUGCGUGGUAAUGUGAACUUCAUGAAGGCUCGCGAGGGUGUCAUGAAAAGCGAGCAAUACGGCGACGAGCUGAAGAAACUGUACCCAGUUGUCGAACCGAACUUGUCCGAUUCGGGUUCAUGUGAUUGCGUGCUGGAGUUCCUGACGCAAGUCGGCAAUCGUUCGCUUCCGGAGGCCGUGAUGACUAUGGUACCGGAAGCGUGGCAGAACGAUCGCACCAUGUCGCAGGAGAAGCGUGACUUCUACCACUGGUCGGCUUGUGUUAUGGAACCGUGGGACGGCCCUGCGCUGAUUUCGUUCACCGAUGGGCGCUACAUCGGAGCGAUUCUUGAUCGAAACGGUCUGCGCCCGUCCCGGUUCUACGUGACGCGUGACAACCUACUGAUCAUGGCUUCGGAAGUUGGUGUUUAUGACGUUGAUCCUAAAGACGUCGCCCUCAAGAGUCGUCUCAAGCCAGGCCGUAUGCUUUUGGUGGAUACGGAGAUGAAAGCACUGAUUCAGGACGUCGAGUUGAAGUCCCAUAUUGCCACGUCCCGCCCGCACUCGGAAUGGUUGCAACAGCAGAUUACUAUGGAAGAAAUUCGUCAAGCUGCUGGGGAUCAAAAUGAAGUCAUCGAACUCCCAUUGGAACAGCAGCGUGGCAUGAUGGAUCCACGCCUGCAGCUGUACGGCUACACAACCGAGACCAUCCAUAUGCUGCUUCUUCCCAUGAUAAACAACAAGAAGGAAGCCCUCGGUUCCAUGGGUAACGAUGCUCCGCUAGCAUGUCUCUCCGCAUUCCAACCGUUACCAUAUGAAUACUUCAAGCAACUGUUCGCCCAAGUUACCAAUCCUCCGAUCGAUCCUUUCCGUGAAAAGAUCAUCAUGUCCCUACAGUGUCCCGUAGGACCUGAAGCCAACUUGUUGCAAGCCAACCCCUUACAGGUUCACCGCAUCUGGUUGGACAAUCCUAUUUUGAGCAUUCCAGAUACGGAGACCCUGAAGCGUAACGUACAUCGUGGUUGGAAGACCAAGGUGAUCGAUAUCACGUUCCCAGCUCAAGAAGGUCCAGACGGAUAUUUGACCGCAUUGCGCCGCAUCUGCAUUGAAGCCCAAAAUGCCGCCCAGGGAGGUUAUCAGUUGCUGACGCUAUCGGACCGUGCAUCGAGCAAGGAUCGUGCUCCGGUUUCUGCACUGCUUUCUCUAGGAGCUGUUCAUCAUCAUCUGAUCGAAACGCGUCAACGCAUGAAGGUCGGCCUUGUGGUCGAAACAGCUGAAGCUCGGGAGGUCCACCAUAUGUGCGUGCUUCUGGGUUAUGGCGCUGACGCUAUUUGUCCGUACCUGGUGUUCGAACUGGCCGAAGCAUUGCGUGAUGAAACUGUCAUCGAUCCUACCUUGAGUAACGACGCAAUCUAUCAAGCUUACGCCCAAGCCAUUGAGACAGGUAUUCUGAAAGUUAUGGCCAAGAUGGGUAUUUCGACAUUGCAAUCUUACAAAGGAGCGCAGAUUUUCGAAGCCGUUGGUAUGGGGUCUGAUGUCAUAGAUUUCUGCUUCCGAGGAACUCAAUCUCGUAUUGGUGGCGUCAACUUGGAACUACUGGCUCAGGAAGGACUCCAGAGGCAUGAGUUAGUGUACGGAAACCACUCUGCAGAUAUGAAAAUCUUGCGUAACCCUGGUCAAUAUCACUGGCGAGCUGGCGGGGAAGGUCAUAUCAAUGAGCCAGCUGCUAUCGCAGCUCUGCAGGAAGCGACCAUCAAUGAAAACAAGGGAGCUUUUGCACGUUUUAGGGAUACAACUAUGAAGAGUGUGCAGCAGUGCGCCUUGCGUGGACAGUUGGAAUUCAUUCAGGGGCGUACAAAAAUUGACAUCUCUGAGGUGGAGCCUGCUAGCGAAAUCGUGAAGCGCUUUGCCACCGGAGCUAUGAGCUUUGGUAGUAUCUCAUUGGAGGCACAUUCCACCUUAGCUGUUACCAUGAACCGGAUUGGUGGCAAGAGUAACACUGGUGAAGGUGGAGAAAAUCCCGAUCGUUAUCUGAACCAGGAUCCACACAAUAACAAGCGGUCUGCUAUCAAGCAAGUUGCCUCGGGUCGUUUUGGCGUCACUGCAGCCUACGUUGCCAACGCGGAUGAUCUGCAAAUUAAGAUGGCUCAAGGAGCUAAGCCUGGCGAAGGUGGAGAGCUACCGGGUUACAAGGUCUCGGUUGAUAUUGCCAAGACUCGACACUCUGUGGCUGGCGUGGGUUUGAUUUCUCCACCGCCGCAUCACGAUAUCUACUCCAUCGAGGACCUUGCCGAGCUGAUUUACGAUCUGAAGUGUGCUAACCCGAAAGCUCGCAUCAGUGUAAAGCUGGUGUCAGAAGUUGGUGUUGGCGUCGUUGCCUCUGGUGUUGCCAAGGGCAAGGCUGAGCAUAUUGUCAUUUCUGGCCACGAUGGUGGAACUGGUGCCAGCUCCUGGACCGGUAUCAAAGCUGCAGGACUGCCAUGGGAGCUGGGUGUUGCGGAAACUCAUCAAGUCUUGGUGCUGAACGACUUGCGAUCAAGAGUUGUGGUACAGGCCGAUGGACAGCUCCGCACGGGUUUCGAUGUUGUUGUGGCCGCCAUUCUUGGUGCUGAUGAAUUUGGAUUCAGUACCGCUCCUUUAAUAGUAAUGGGUUGCACAAUGAUGCGAAAGUGUCAUUUGAACACCUGUCCGGUCGGAAUUGCUACGCAGGAUCCAGUACUUCGUGCUAAGUUUGCUGGAAAACCCGAACAUGUUGUCAACUUUUUCUUCAUGUUAGCCGAAGAGAUUCGGGAAAUAAUGGCAAGUUUAGGUCUGCGUAAGUUCCAGGAGUUGAUUGGUCGCACCGAUUUGUUGCAAGUACGAGAGGACUUGACGAACAAAGCUGCCCUUCUGGAUCUACAAUUGUUACUGAAGAAUGCUCUGGAUCUACGCCCAGGAACGAACAUCAUCGGAGGAUCAUUGAAGCAGGACUUUUCUCUUGAGAAAAGAGCUGAUAGCAUGCUAAUUGAGAAGUGUCGUGGAAUCAUCGACGGAACUGAGCAGUCCAUCACGUUGGAUAUGGAUAUCAAGAACGAGGAGCGAGCCUUCACUAGCACUUUGAGUUACGAAAUUGCUAUCAAGUAUGCGGAUGAGGGUCUUCCGAAUGGACGAUCGAUCAAUAUCAAUUUGAAAGGCUCGGCUGGCCAAAGUUUCGGUGCAUUCCUGGUCAAGGGCGUAACACUUAACCUGAUUGGUGAUGCAAAUGAUUACGUCGGCAAGAGCUUGUCUGGUGGAACCAUUAUUAUUCGACCACCGGAGGAGUCACCAUUUGAAUCUCAUCUGAAUGUCAUCGUUGGCAACGUGUGUCUGUACGGUGCCACAUCUGGCAGAGCAUUUUUCCGCGGUAUCGCAGCCGAACGGUUCUGCGUGCGUAACUCUGGAGUUACGGCUGUUGUUGAAGGAGUCGGUGAUCACGGUUGCGAGUACAUGACCGGUGGAUUGGUGCUGAUUUUGGGUUUGACCGGUAGAAACUUUGCCGCUGGAAUGUCCGGAGGAAUCGCGUAUGUUUUGGAUGUUGACGGCUCUUUCCGCUCAAAGGUUAAUCCUGGCUCGGUUGAAUUAUUUGGGUUAGAUUCAGAUGAAGACCGUCAAACGGUCAAAACACUGAUGGAAGAGUUUGAAGAGAAAACUGGAUCAGUAGUGGCAACAGAUUUGUUGACAAGGUGGCCUGAAUCAUGCAAUCGAUUUGUGAAGGUGUUCCCAUGUGAAUACCAAAAGGUGCUGAAAGCUUUGAAGGAAGAGCAGGCUCUCCAACAAAAUACUAAACCAAUUACAAAUGGAACCCCAAGGCACGAACCCAAAGUGAAAGAUAUUGAAGAAUCCAUUCAGGAUGCUGCUCUUGCCAAGAAGAAGCUGGACCAAGUUUUGGAUAAGACGCGUGGUUUCAUCAAAUAUAAGCGUGAGACCUCCGUUUAUCGAAACGCAGUGGAACGCCAAAAGGAUUGGGCCGAGGUUUAUAAUUUCCCGCACGUUCGCAAGAAUCUGAAAGUACAAGCAGCUCGUUGUAUGGAGUGUGGUGUGCCAUUCUGUCAGUCCAAUUCUCAUGGGUGUCCUCUAGGCAACAUCAUUCCCAAGUGGAACGAUCUGGUGUUCCACGCCAAUUGGAAAGAAGCAAUCGCUCAGCUUUUGCAGACAAACAACUUCCCAGAAUUUACUGGACGAGUAUGUCCGGCCCCUUGCGAGGGAGCAUGCGUGCUGGGUAUUUCUGAACCAGCAGUUACAAUCAAAAACAUCGAAUGUACAAUCAUUGAUCACGCUUUCGAACAGGGCUGGAUCGUUCCUCAAAUUCCAACUGAACGGACUGGCAAACGUGUCGCUAUUAUUGGAUCCGGUCCAGCCGGUUUGGCUGCUGCUCAACAACUGAACAAAGCGGGACAUUUGGUUACUGUUUAUGAAAGGAACGAUCGCCCAGGAGGACUCCUUCAGUACGGAAUUCCAACAAUGAAACUGUCCAAGGAAGUUGUAAUGCGUCGUAUAAAUUUGAUGAAGGCUGAAGGCAUUGAGUUCAAAUGCAAUGUACACAUAGGAAAGGACCUCAUGCCGUCGCAGUUGGAGAAGGAUAACGAUGCAGUUCUUUUCACAACCGGUGCCACUUGGCCACGUGAUUUGAACCUGCCAAACCGCGAUUUGAAGGGUAUCUAUUUCGCAAUGGAGUUCUUGGAAGCUAGUCAGAAAAAAUUGCUCGGAUCUCGUCCGGAAUGGAUUUCUGCUGAAGGAAAGGAUGUUCUAGUCAUCGGUGGAGGCGAUACUGGUUGCGAUUGUAUCGCGACUUCGUUGCGACAGGGAGCUAAAUCCAUUACUACCUUUGAAAUUCUGCCGACACCCCCAGAGAAGCGUGCUCAAGACAAUCCCUGGCCACAGUGGCCGAAAAUUUUCCGGGUCGAUUACGGCCAUGAAGAGGUUCGUGUCAAGUGGGGUAAUGAUCCACGCCAAUACAGCACUACUACGAAGGAAUUUGUGAGUGAUGGAAAUGGCCACAUCAAGGGAGUUAACACAGUACAGGUCGAAUGGACGCAGAGCCCAACUGGACAGUGGAGCAUGAAGGAGGUAGCUGGAUCCGAAAAAUACUACCCGGCUGAUCUGAUUCUUCUAGCUAUGGGUUUCUUGGGACCAGAGAAGCUGGCACCCACAGAGAUGAAGCUUGAAUUGGACGGGAGAGGCAACAUCAAGACUCCAGUAGGUACCUACGGGACCGCCAAUCCCAAGGUAUUCGCCGCCGGUGAUUGUCGUCGAGGGCAAUCGUUGGUGGUUUGGGCCAUCACGGAGGGACGACAGGCAGCCCGUCAAGUUGACAGCUACCUCAUCGGUAAACCAAGUUCACUUCCCGGACCUGGUGGGGUUAUUGAUCUACGAUCCCCUUAAAUCUCCUGAACCGUAUUUACCGUAUUAUGUUACACAAAGAUGUUUACCGGGAUGUUGGCCAACUAUUGUCAACAUUACUCGAACUACUAGUAACUAUAUCGGCCAUUUGUGAUCUAUAUCCGGCGUCGUUAGCUCCAGGUGGCAUCCAACAUUCAAGCAGGAAAAUAGUGACUGGUUUUACAGAUAUAAAACGAUCUUGAACGUUUGAUACGUCCAGAACGGUUCACAGUGAACCUUAAACAGAUUGAAAUGUGGUUUAAUCUAGUGAUUCUCAUGUAUUUCUGUUACGUUUUCUUCGUACGAUAUUUCUUUAUUUCAAGCAUGAAUCAAUUAUUUACUUUAAAUCAUCUUUAGUUAGUCAUUUAGUUUUAUGAUACUUAUAAACUACAUUGUAUUAUUGUUAGAACACAUAGUAAUGAUCAAUAAAAAGCUUUUUAUUUUUAUUCUUCUGUAACCACAAAAUCCAAAUGUUUUUAAAUCAUUAAUUUACAUAGGACAUUAUUCGCAAUUCAUACUGUGAUGAAUUACCUUACUUUAGUGAUAGCAAUGUUGCCAACUGACAACAAAAAACCAGAAGAUGCAACGCAUCUGUGUUAUUAUUGUCAUUUUUGCGUAACAUAAAUCUUAAGAUUCUUAAUCAUAUUGAUUAGUUCGCUUUUUGAGUUUUACUACCGGAAAUACACUUAUACUGUUUGUCGCUUCGGCUCGUAUUUUGAUUUCGUUAUUCGUCCCUAUUUUGUCUGCACAAAUCGUAUACUUAUGCUAUUUCAGAACUCAUUUGAAUUUCUACUAAUGUUAAUUAUCAACCAACUUCCAAAACAACAAAUGAUACAAUAUCAACCAACUUCCAAAAUACCUCCUUCAAUAACCACCGGAUAUCACAUUUGAGCAUCGGAUCUAUAUCCACUGUUUCAUCUCAGGCUAAAAAGCGAUCUAUAGCGUACUGAACAAAAAGUCAAUUAGAUGAUGCAAACAAUAUAACUAUUAUCCGAAAAGGGACUAUAAUCUACCAAUUUACUCAACAAAAAUUUACCCAAGUUGUUUAUGUGUACUGACAAUAAUUAGAAACUUAAAUCGUUUUGAGAGUUUAGAAUGCAACACUUUCCGGCAAGAUGGUAGUCACGGAAUGCUUAAAUGUAGUUCGAAAAAAAUAAUCAAAACCUGUCAACCAAGCGCAGCUUGUGAGCAACGGAACACUAUUCUCAUAUUUCUUCCAACCCAUGCGUUGAUGGCCGCUAUUCCAGUACUCCUGUGUUAACGAAAAAAACUAUUAUCAAAUACUGCAAUUGAUGUUCAAAAAAAGUUUCCGAAAUGAACGAAAUGAAUUCAAAUACGAACCUAUUUACACGUUAAUUGGUGAUUUAGACUAAAUGUUGAACAUGUGUACGGUAGCGUUGAAUUUCAAAAUUAUAGAAUUACCACAAUCGAAAGUCAUUGGCAAAUCGGAAUCAAAUCAACUAAACGUCCAUCAAUUGAUGAAAAAAUACCAUAAAAACAUAUUCAUCCAUAUAAUAUAUGAUUAUCAUUGAAACACAGCAGAUCAUUGUGGAAACUACUAUGCAGACUGUAGUUUCACCUGACUAAAUGCACUGAUCGAAAAACCGUCGUCAUAUAUUAUAUUAUACACCCAAUCAGGCAUAUAUGUCUAGAUACCCCUAUGGAUAUCAGCUUGAAGUUGUUCAAUAAAUGUAGAAAUGCAAA
Messenger RNA from Armigeres subalbatus, 8755 nucleotides. RefSeq lists its product as uncharacterized. Gene Ontology annotation, molecular function: iron-sulfur cluster binding; FMN binding; flavin adenine dinucleotide binding. The record is from RefSeq and is a predicted model, not a curated record. Lineage: Eukaryota; Metazoa; Arthropoda; Insecta; Diptera; Culicidae. The transcript is spliced from 12 exons. Bases 812 to 7054 code for a protein of 2080 amino acids.